AUGGCGUCCAAGCCUGCGACCCCUCGUCGACCGGCUGCGAGCCGCAAGAGGACCAGACCAGCGCCACCAUCUGUGUCCUCGACUGCUCUCCUCGGCCUCGACGACGACGCCGUGUCAGCGCCUUCUACCAUCUCCAAACGCCCUAGUCGCGAGCGCAUAUCUACUCCGACCACUGCCUCGUCGACCCGACCCGUUCGCGACAAGGACGCCGCCAACCCACCAGUCGCGACCUCUACGCGACCCACGCGAGAGGUGGCCACCCCAACAGCAGCCUUCUCCGCCUGGGCCGCUGCUCGCUCCGAGCCCCCUCCAAAACGAAGGAUAUAUAUACCUGGGGGCGCUGGAGGUCUGCUGUUGCCCAGAACGAGGGAUACAAGCCUCGCGAGGAGCGCGGGUGGGAGGAGUUCCACCCAAACCCUCGACAUCGAGGCCACCUUCAAGGUCUUUCGCUCGGAAGAGGUCGACGGGCUAUCUCAACAACCCGUGGCACCAGCGACGCCGGUUGCGCUGUCGUCAUCCAACCACGCCUCCAGUACGCCCCUACGCGAGGUCAACCCCGAGUCGACAGGCAACACGCCGAACCCGGGGGCAGAAUCUCAGCCCGGCGCGUCCGAAUCACCCCAAAAGCGCCGCGCUACCCGUCCCACACGAGAAUCAGCCUCUUACUUUUCGCUUCGGGAUGUGCCCGCCGCGGCGGUGCCCAAGACACCCCAAGUCUUGCCCAUCAGAAAUCAGACGGCGAAGGAGAGGCUAGACCUGAAAGCGCCCUCGUAUCGUCGAUCUGAUCGCGUCGUUCAGUUUGAAGGCAAGGGCUUUGGCCAGGCAAGAUAUGUCGACAAAUCUAUGAUGAACGUGGGAUACCAAGAAAGCGACCAGUACAUCCGACCAGAGCGUAGAAUGCUCAAGGCAACCGACGCCAAUGUCGAGGACGACAUGGAUACCGCGCUCUCCAUGAAGCCCGACGGCGAGCCGGCCGCGCCUCUCCUCACAUCCGCUCCUGUGGGCCGUGUCGAGUACGAUAUGGACGAGCAAGAUGACAUGUGGCUCGAAGCUUACAAUAUUGAGCGGAAGAGCCACGAGCUGGAGCCCAUCACUCGCGAGGUCUUCGAAAUUGCGUUAACCAAGAUCGAAAAGGAGUGGCACGCAUUAGAGAAGCGUAUUCCCAAGCCUAACCCGAAGCCACCACAGACGCACAGGCCGCGGUCGAGUUCAGCAGCAGCCGUCAACGGCGAACCGCAAGUGGGCGAAGAACAGGACUCAAAAUGUGCCAUCUGUGAUGACGGAGACUGCGAGAACACAAAUGCCAUUGUCUUCUGCGAUGGCUGCGACCUCGCAGUCCAUCAAGAGUGCUAUGGUGUGCCCUUUAUCCCCGAGGGUCAGUGGCUCUGCAGAAAGUGCCAGCUGAUUGGCCGCGGAAUACCGACCUGCAUCUUCUGCCCUACGACUGAUGGCGCCUUCAAGCAAACCAACUCGAGCAAGUGGGCUCACCUACUCUGCGCCAUGUGGAUUCCUGAAGUGUCCUUGGGCAAUCAUACCUUCAUGGAGCCAGUCAUGGAUGUGGACAAGGUUCCCAAAACCCGCUGGAAAUUAACGUGCUACAUCUGCGAUCAGAAGAUGGGAGCCUGCAUCCAGUGCAGCAACAAGUCCUGUUACCAGGCAUUUCACGUCACCUGCGCACGGAGGUCAAGGCUCUUUCUAAGAAUGAAGAACAGCCAAGGCGCGCUUGCUGUUCUUGACAACAGUAUGAUUCUCAAGGCGUACUGCGAUAAGCACUGCCCGCCCGACUACACCAAGGAGAAUGGCGUCGCUCAAGCCACGCGGGAUGCGAAGCGGUUCUACAAGAAGACCAUGAAGGGUCGCAUCUGGGCCGACAACCAAGUUGUCGCGCACGCGCUGGCGGCGACUCAUCGUCACGCCUUGACGGAUCAUGCCCCCGAUGAAAGCCAGAUGACUGGCGCGAAGUUGUCCCUGAUGGGCGACAACAAGAAGGGGCAGCCUGGAAAGCCGAUAUGGAAACUUCCCUCUGGUGCGCCUGUCAUUCCUAGGACCGUUUUCGACAUUGUCGAAAUGGCUCUCUCUCGGUUCCCCUUUAGGAAACGAAAGGAUUUCGUCAGCGAAGCGUGUCGGUAUUGGACUCUGAAAAGGGAGGCGCGUAGGGGUGCGGCGCUCCUGAAGCGACUGCAACUGCAGAUGGAGACCUUCUCGUCCAUGGAACUCACUCGUAGGAACUUUGCAGGCAUGGGUCCCUCAGGUAAAACCAGGCUGCAGAGGCGGAUCGAAUUUGCUGAGACGCUGCUGCGUGAUCUGGAGCAACUCAAGGACCUGUCGGCCCAGGUCGUCGAACGCGAGCAGCUCAAACUGGAGGCUGCUGAACUUGAGCAGGACUUUGUGGACACAUGUUACUUUCCGGUGGCAAAGCUCUUCUUCCCGGUGGUCGAGAAGGCGCUCGCGCUGGACAAGGGUGUGUUCUACGACGGGCUGGUGAAGCUUCAGUCACAACUAGACGUUCGCUUCUACACGACGACAUUAGCGUUUGCGCAUGACCUAUGCGAAGUCAUCAGCGUGGGCAUCAACACCGAGAUCAAGAAAGUGGAGACGGCGGAUGAAGAGCUCGUCGCUACCACGCUUGGGAAAGUGUCAUACGAGGACCCGAGACAGAGGAAAACACUGGGGAAGCGCAUCCUCAAGGCUGUUCAGCCACAGCUCGAGAUAGCCCUUCGAACCGAGGCAGAGAUCAGCUCCAAGCCACUUGAUCCUUUGACAAAGGAGCUGGAAGGCAUAUUGGAAGCCAGCAUCGAGUUCAAGUCUCUGUCGAAUGACGAUGGGGAGAAGACAAUAGAUGCUGACCACGAUGUGGUGAUGGCUGAUGCUUCGAUCGAGGAAAUUACGGUUGCCAAUGGCCACGUCGAAAAGAUUAGAGCAGAAGAGGGUGGCGAUGUAGAUGCCAUGGAGGUCGACGCUAUUGGUGAAGAAGACGACGGCAGUAUCGAGGUCGCCACCUCCAAUAUUGACGACAAGGGCAAGCUUCCCUCCUCCAGUUCGUCGGUUGCCGGCCUCGAAGGCAACGGCAAGGUCGCGGAGCAGGCUGAUGCGGCUCUGACGAACGGCGUCGCGGGCGCUUCUGAUACACCGCCCGCCUCCGAUGGCUACCACAGCAACUCCGCGCCGGAGCAGCCGGCGCCUCCGACGCCGCCACAAUCAAUCGGGAGCCUCGGCGCGCAGUCUAAUGACCCCCUGUCCGAAGGCGGCCUCGCAUGGCACCUCAAGGACUUCAAGCUGCGAGGCACAACCAUCCUUGCGGACCAGUGGCCUGGGCGCGACGCUAUCCGCAGCCUCAGCGAGGAGCUUUCUGACAUGGACGACCGUGAGCUUGAGGGCCUGGGCUUCGACGUCGAUGACAGCACCAUCACGGCAUCGCCCAACGGCGCCGCAGCUAGCAGCGAGGUCAUUGUGGACACAAUCGUCAGCAAAGCCAAGGCGAGCACCCGUGUUCGCAAAAAGACGCGCAGCUCUACGCGCCGGCGAUGA
This is a messenger RNA of Verticillium alfalfae VaMs.102, 3528 nucleotides long. RefSeq names its product peregrin. The transcript has 4 exons. NCBI's taxonomy places the organism in Eukaryota, Fungi, Ascomycota, Sordariomycetes, Glomerellales, Plectosphaerellaceae. The coding region runs from base 1 to 3528 and encodes 1175 amino acids. The record is from RefSeq and is a predicted model, not a curated record. Gene Ontology annotation, biological process: regulation of transcription by RNA polymerase II.